Molecule: messenger RNA, 2562 nt
Organism: Leptopilina heterotoma
Lineage: Eukaryota; Metazoa; Arthropoda; Insecta; Hymenoptera; Figitidae
Product: facilitated trehalose transporter Tret1-2 homolog
Exons: 6
Coding region: 16-1647 (543 amino acids)
Biological process (GO): carbohydrate transport; transmembrane transport
Cellular component (GO): membrane
Molecular function (GO): sugar transmembrane transporter activity
Source: RefSeq, a predicted model, not a curated record
AAACGUAAAGUUAUAAUGACCCCCACCAAUCGUAACAACGAGGAAAUAGAGGGGCAACCAUAUAAAGAGUAUGUCUACAGCCCUGUACCAGUAAGUUCUACUUCAGCAGUGCACCAUCCCACCACCACACUCACUAAUUUUUAUAAAAACAAUACCAGCAAAGAGUCCCAGUGCGUUAAUAAUAAAGGUUACCAUCACAUUUCACAAGCAAAAAAAAUGGCAGAGAAGGGUUCAAAAUUUCUUCAGUACCUUGCUGCCACUACCGGUAACCUAUGUAUUGUCGCCACAGGAGCUAUGCUGGGAUGGACAAGUCCAAUCCUUCCACGAUUACAGGAAGACAACCCCUUGAAUCCCGAUAACCCUUUAAAUUACCCAGUGUCAAAGGAAGAAGCUUCCUGGAUUGGGUCACUGGUACCGAUGGGAGCAAUUUUCGGCUGCUUUGCGGCAGGAAUUUUAGUAGAAAAAAUUGGUCGAAAGAAAGGUCUCUUGUUCAGCACGGUACCGUUUUUAAUUGGUUGGAUAUUGGUAGCAAGUGCAAGAAGUAUAUAUCAACUUUAUGUAGCUAGGUUAAUUUUCGGUUUUGCUCUCGCAGUUCCGUUCACGAUUCUUCCUAUGUACAUCGGUGAAAUUGCUGAAACGUCAAUUAGAGGUUCAUUAGGAUCGUUUCUGCAAUUGUUCAUAACCAUUGGUUUACUAUUCUCAUACGCAAUCGGACCGUACGUGUCGUACAUGGUUCUUUGGAUAGCGUGCGGUUCAUUGCCAAUAAUCUUCUUCAUUUCUUUUUUGUUUAUGCCAGAAUCGCCCUAUUUCCUUUUGGGGAAAGGACAAAAAGAGGAUGCAAUCAAAGCUCUGGCGAGAUUACGAGGAAAAAGUACAACGAGUGUACAGAAGGAAGCCGACGAGAUGCAGGCGACAGUAGACGCUGCAUUCAGAACGCAAACGACUCUCGCGGAUCUGUUUAAAGUGAAGGCAAAUUUCAAAGCACUAUUAUUCACGUGCGCAUUGGUGAGCUUUCAACAACUGACUGGAAUAAAUGUUGUUUUAAUUUAUGCCGAGGGCAUUUUCAAAAGUACCGGCACUUCCCUGAGCACAUCACUUUCGACAAUUAUCCUUGGAGUUGUUCAAGUGUUGGCAUCGGCAGUGACACCGCUCGUCAUUGAGCGAUUGGGACGAAGAAUUCUUCUGGUUAUUUCCGGUGUUGGAACUGCAGUCACCUUGGGUGCAUUGGGUCUGUUUUUCUUCCUGAAGGACGUGCAACACGACGACGUGGAGAGUAUCUCGUGGCUACCAGUAGUUUCGCUGGUGAUUUACAUUUCCCUCUACAGUAUUGGCUGGGGACCACUUCCAUGGGCAGUGAUGGGUGAAAUGUUCGCAUCCGACGUCAAGGCAAAAGCAUCCGGAAUUACGGUCUUCGUAUGCUGGGGACUCGCCUUCAUUAUCACGAAAUUCUUCAGCAACAUCGAAUCUGCUUUUGGCACUCACACCGCCUUCUGGAUAUUCAGCGCGUGCUGCGUGGUAGCCGUACUUUUCGCCGUUUUAAUUUUACCCGAAACCAAGGGAAAAUCCCUACAAGAAAUUCAAGACGAAUUAAAUGGAAUUAGGCCCGCUGUUCCCAAUCUCGAAGGAGGACCCUCAUCCAAAUUAUAAGAUAUUCAGAAAAUCUAUAUUUUAUUUUCCAAUUUUUUACCAAAUUUUAAUUUUUAAAAAAAUUUUUUUUCAAUUUUUUUUUUAUAUUUUUGUUUUUUGAAAUUUGAGUCAUAAAAAUAUUUUUUAAAGUUUUUAACAUAAUUUUACACUAAAGUUGACGUUGAAGAAAUUUGCGAAAUUUUUCCUAUACUGUUUGUGCAUUUCUGCGGGUAUAUAAGGUAAUUUUAAGAUUAGAGAAUUUAAAAAAAUAAUUUAUCAUUUGACUACGGGUCGAUGUGUUGUGAAAUAUGUUUUGCACUUUUUUUUUCAUAAAAAGGCAAAAUAAUUUCAUUGACUCGUUUUUAUAAACUCACUUAUAGUAUUUUGCGGUAGAUUUUACUGCAACAAAGUUUCUAUUAUAUUUUUAUACAAAAUAAUAAUGUUCAUAAAAAAGUCAUCUAUCGAAAUUCAAACUUAAAAUACAAUCCCAGUGAUUUAUGAAUAUUUUAAAUGAAUUUAGAAUUUUAUAUUAACAAAUUGUAAGUAAUUAGAAAAUUUUUACGAAUGCAUUUCAAGCAGAUACGUUUUUCGUAACUUUAAAGCUACGGUUUUGCAAUUUUUUAUUUAUUAAAAAGAACUUCAAUUUUUAAAUAAUUAUGGGAAAAAUAUUAAUACUUUGAUAUUGUUAAAAAUUUAAUUUAACUAAUUUAUUAAUUUAUUUAUAAAAAAAUUUUAAUUGAAAAAUAAUUGUCUAAUAAAUUGUAAAGUUUACAAUGUUUAUGGUCAACGAUUGAAAGUGAGAAAUUUUUCACGAUAAAGUUUUUUGUUUAAAAAUUUCGGAAAAAAUAUUUUUCCUUCUAAAUUGAUCAUGAACAGGGUUGCCACAGGUCAGGAAAUUCAGGGAAUUCAGGGAAAAGUCAGGGAAAGUAAAAUUAG